AACCAAGAAACAUUUUGAACCUUAUUAUGGCAUUUUUUAUCCGGAGUACUCCGGAUACCAAGUCGAUCUUUUCGCAGCGUCUUACAGUAUGAGGAAAUUCCUCACACUUUCAAACUUCUGCCGGUCGGUGCAUCCAAGACGUUCCCUUGACGCGGCGCACGCUGACUCCGUUAAUAUGUUUGGCUUGAACGAUCUCCAUCAUCAGGUCAUUGCGAUCGUGCUCAUGAUCAUGCUCUCCAUGGACGUUGUCAACCCGGUGAAAGCUGUGUGUUCCGUCGUGGGUAUUGACCCAUCGGUUGUGGGUUGGCUUCACGUCUUGCUUCUCCUCGGACUACUCUACAACAAUAUGUCGGAUGUCCUCUACUUUGGCAUCCGCGUGUUUUUGACGAGCAUCAUCUCGAUCUUCUUCAAGAGCAUCGAAAUCGUUGGGAAAGACAACAUUCCCCUCGAUGGACCUGUCAUUUUCACGGGCAAUCAUUCCAAUCAAUUCGUCGACGGCAUGAUUGUGCUCAUGAACUGCUACCGAAAGGUGGGGUUCAUCAUUGCUGAAAAGUCCAUGCAUCGCCCAGUCAUUGGCACACUCGCCAAGGCUGUGGGUUGCAUUCCGUUCACUCGCCCCCAAGACGAAGUUAUCAAGGGGAAAGGAGUUGUGUCGAUGGAACCGACGCCUGGCAACCGAAAUGUGCUCGUGGGUCUUGACACGCAUUUCACAGUGCAGCUUGGUCCAGGCGAUCAAGUCCGCGCGAGCGGCAAGACCGUGAAAGAGUCAAGCGAACCGGUCAAAGUAGAAAAGGUGAUUGACGAUACGCACGUCGUUCUGUCGUCGCCCUUGCUCGACGUCUACGGAGAACCCAUUGUGGUCCCCGUGUCAUUCGGCAUCUUCAAAAAGAUCGACCAAAAGGCAUCGUUCUCAGAGGUCAAUACUGCGUUGCAGCAUGGCCAGUGCGUUGGGAUCUUCCCUGAGGGCGGGUCCCACGACCGCACUGACCUCUUGCCACUCAAGGCUGGCGUUGCGCUCAUGGCGUUUGCCGCGAAGGAAAGCCACAACUUGACCGUGCCCAUUGUCCCCGUCGGGCUCAAUUACUUUCGUGGCCACAAGUUUCGCGGCCGCGUGGUCGUCGAGUUUGGCGCUCCAAUCUCGGUCACCGCCGAGAAGCUCGACGCUUACCACCAGGACAAGCGCAAGGCGUGCAAUUCGCUCCUAAACGAAGUCCAAGACGGCAUGCGCAGUGUGAUUGUGACGACACCUGACCACAACGUCCUCCAGGGCGUGUAUGCCGCGCGUCGGCUGUUCCAGCAAUCUGGCAUCAAGUACAGCCCCAAGGCGACACAAGACUUGAACCGACGCUUCGCCCAUGGCUAUCGGAUCCUCAACGCACUCCCCGAAGCGAAGGAAGACGUAGCAGAUUUGAACGCUAAAAUCACCGACUACCGCCGCACACUCAAGCAGCUCGGGCUGGCGGACCACCAGGUGCCCUACGUGGCCUUCCUCACACUCCACGACGUCUUAGCGUCGGCCACAUACGGUCUCAUCAUCUUUGCACUCGCGUCAAUUCCGUCGUUUGUGUUGAACGCCCCGGUCGGGCUCCUUGCGCGAUAUGUAGCCGCCGCUGAACAAUCCAAGGCCCUGGCUGGAUCGAGUGUCAAAAUUGCUGCGCGCGACGUCGUCCUGUCCAAGAAGAUCUCGUUCUCGGUCGUUGCCGUCCCAGUCCUCUGGCUCUUUUACACGUUCCUCCUGUUCGUGCUCACUGACUGGAAAACGUCGACGAUUCUCCGCCUCACGAUGUCAUUCCCGCUCUUUUCAUACUUUGGCGUGCGCAGCGUGGAAGCUGGCAUCAUCGAACUGCGAACUCUUCGUCCUCUGCUCAAUCGAUUGCGACCCGAGUACAAGCGUAUCCAGGACGAACUGCCCGUCCGCCGCAUGCAGCUCCAGAAGGACGUUCGAAAGUUUGUCAAAAAAUAUGCAGCGCAGCUCGGACCCCUCGCAGACCCCGCCCCCGUCGAUUGGGCUGAAUUCAUGCAUACCCACGUCAAGCACGACGAUGAACACGACGCACCAGCGGUGAGGCAGCGCACGCCGAGCCAGGAUGCCAAAGAUGGCAAGAAAACGGUCUAAGCUGUACUAAAGACCAACUGAAUGUAUAAGGGCGAUAGACAUGGACGUGCCGAGCAAGCGCAUGCGCAGUUCUAUCAUCGUGGCGCCGCGACGCGACAUGGGUGAGGGCAGGAUGCUGGAUGCCGACCACUGUUUUGUCAACAUGUUCCUGUCCGUUGUGUCGAAGGAAGCAAGUCAAACUCAUCGAGCGUACAGACACAUCGAUCGUCAACAGCGCGAAUCGAAAUUCUGUGGCAUGAGAUUCGCUUAAGGCAAAGAAGCGUGCUUGUAACACCA
This is a messenger RNA of Aphanomyces invadans, 2392 nucleotides long. RefSeq lists its product as hypothetical. The transcript is spliced from 3 exons. Gene Ontology annotation, molecular function: glycerol-3-phosphate O-acyltransferase activity; glycerone-phosphate O-acyltransferase activity. Gene Ontology annotation, cellular component: endoplasmic reticulum membrane. Gene Ontology annotation, biological process: phospholipid biosynthetic process. The coding region runs from base 89 to 2116 and encodes 675 amino acids. The record is from RefSeq and is a predicted model, not a curated record. NCBI's taxonomy places the organism in Eukaryota, Oomycota, Saprolegniomycetes, Saprolegniales, Verrucalvaceae.